AUGAACGCGCCAGCGCCAGAGAAACUUCUAUCGCUAUCGAACGACCGGGUUCUGGCCUACUCUGAAUGUGGGGACCUGUCAAGCAAGACUGUCAUCAUUUUCUUCCAUGGCAUGUUCGGGAUUGGGACGGCCACACCAUCGCCCGUCCUGGUCAAGCACGGGGUGCACUAUGUAGCCCCGACGCUUCCAGGCUGGGGGAACUCGUCCUCCUUACCCCCAUCGACGCCAUUUCACCUCGGGCUCGCACAUGAUAUCAGCGCGCUUCUCCAACACUUGCAUCUUGAUGCAGAUGAUAAGGACGUGAAGUUGUACAUCAGUGGGGGUUCCUUCGGCACUGUCCCAGCGCAGAUGCUGUACGGAGCUUCGUAUGAUAACUUUCCAUAUGGCCGUCGAAUCGCUGGAGUGAUGCUGGGUGCACCUCUGUCGCCCUUCCGCAAUCACAAGGAAUACAGCAAGUCGAUGCCGAUUUCAACGUACGUGCUGCUGGGAAUGUCGCCGUAUGUUCCGUUCAAGCUUCUGCCGCGAAUGAUGAAGCUUGCCAUGCAAGGGAAAAUGCAGAAGUUAGAGACGACACAAGCGUUCAUGGGUGAAACUCUCUUCAACAAGAUGGACGAGGCUGAAUUGGCAGCGUUCAAGAAGUGGAGAGAAGACACGGGGAAGGCGGAAGGGGAGUUUGAGAAAUCCAUGGCAGAGAACGCGAUGCGAAGCGUGGCCAAGACCUGGGAUGGAUUUUUGGAGGCUCCUGGCAUCCUCCAUUCUGAUUGGGGGUUCCAUCCUGCGACUCUGGACGAAGAACACGCGAAACCGAUUCUCAUCGUGUCUUCGCAGGGCGACGACAUGGCUCCGGUGAACAUUGCCGAGUGGCUUGCUGCCAACUACAAGAAUUCACGACUCAAGGUAGUUGAGGGCGGACAUUUGGCGAUCUUGUAUCAUUUAGAGGAGGUUUGGGAGGAAUUGCUCGCAUUCGUGUAA
Pleurotus ostreatus (oyster mushroom) is the source of this 972-nucleotide messenger RNA. RefSeq lists its product as uncharacterized. The record is from RefSeq and is a predicted model, not a curated record. NCBI's taxonomy places the organism in Eukaryota, Fungi, Basidiomycota, Agaricomycetes, Agaricales, Pleurotaceae. The coding region runs from base 1 to 972 and encodes 323 amino acids. The transcript has a single exon.